Messenger RNA from Helobdella robusta, 1341 nucleotides. RefSeq lists its product as hypothetical. Gene Ontology annotation, biological process: mRNA splicing, via spliceosome. Gene Ontology annotation, cellular component: post-mRNA release spliceosomal complex. The coding region runs from base 1 to 1341 and encodes 446 amino acids. NCBI's taxonomy places the organism in Eukaryota, Metazoa, Annelida, Clitellata, Rhynchobdellida, Glossiphoniidae. The record is from RefSeq and is a predicted model, not a curated record. The transcript has 11 exons.
AUGCUAAAGGCGUUAUCGUCGUCAUCAUGCUCAUCAUCAGAUGCUGAGGAGGAAGUAAGAAACGAGAAGUCAGAUUCCUCAACGGCCAGCAGUGUUCCCGUUAAGAUUUUGAGUAAUGAGGAGAAGAACAAGUUGUCGGCCAGCAUAUUGAAAGCUGAACUACUAGGAAACAUGGAAUUAGCAUCAGAGUUGAAAAAGCGUUUAGAUGCUUCAAAUAAAUUAUCUAUUGCUUCCCAAUCACCUGGUUCUAAAGAAAGAAAGAAAAAUGUGGGCAGAGAUGAAGAUGAAGAUGAAAUAUUGAUGAUGAGAGACAUGAAGGGUAACGUCAGACCUUACCCAGAGCAAAAGCAUCAUGCAGAAAUUGAUGGUGGGAGAAGGAGGAAGAAGCAUAAGGUGGAAACUCACAAAGAUGGAGUGAGAGUGAAAUAUUUUGAAGAUGAUGACAGGCAUACAAUGAAAUCAUUGUAUGAACAAGAAAAAUUGAGAAGGGACUGGGAUGGUGAUGCUGCUAUGUUCAACAAACUGGCUAGCAAGGCCAUGCAACAACUUGAUGAUGACGAAUACGCCAUAGAUGAUGAACUGUUGGCGAAGGAAUCGAGAAAGAAAUCUGAUUUGUUCAUAGAAUCAAAGCAAAAACAGAGGGCAAUCAUUGAUCAAAAGAAAAUGGCGCAAAAGAUUGAGAGUUGCCAGUCAUGUUUUAACAACACUGAAAAACACCUCAUUGUAUCCAUUGGCAGCAAGGUGUACCUCAGUUUGCCACGUUCCAAAUCAAUGGUUGAUGGUCACUGCCUUAUUGUUCCCAUGCAACACACUUGCCAGUCCAACAGCUGUGACGAAGAUGUCUAUCAAGAAAUAAUGGCUUACAAAAAAAGUUUAGUUGCUAUGUUCAAAGAAAAUGAUGAGGAUAUUGUCUUCAUGGAAACAUGUAAGAACCUCCCAUCUUACCCACACUUGACGAUUGAAUGCAUACCAUUGCCUCGAGAGGAAGGUGACAUGGCUCCCAUUUACUUCAAAAAAGCGUUAAUGGAAUGUGAUUCAGAAUGGAGUCAAAACAAGAAACUAAUUGAAAUCAAAAAUAAAACCAUCAGACAAUCGGUUCCCACGGGAUUUCCGUACUUUCAUGUUGCUUUUGGGCUAGACGAAGGUUAUGCUCACGUUAUUGAGGAUGAAAACAAGUUUCCUCAAUAUUUUGGAAGGGAAGUGGUUGGCGGCAUGCUGGACAUCGAUGCUACUUUAUGGAGAAAGCCAAGAAUUGAAAAGAUUGAAGAACAGAUUAUUAAAGUCACGAAUUUUGCCAAAAGAUGGAAACCGCAUGACUUUUCAUUACCGAAAUCUAAAUAA